AUGGAUAAGUAUGUCACAAGAUCGAAAAUUGGGCAUCCAAGUUCUAGCUCUACUCAUCCAUCUACCGCUUCAACCAUAGCUCCGAAAAUUCAAAGAAAAACAUUUAUUUCAGAUGUUGAUUUAGAAUCUCUUGAAGCUGAUCCGGGAAUUAGAAAGCCCAUUGCAGAAUAUAAUCCUAAUAUACGUGAUGAUAUUAAGAGAUAUUAUAUUCUUAAAAAGCCUUGCCAACCUAAGGAUCAUAAAUUUCCUAAAACUAAGUUUGGGAAGGAAAUGUGGCAAUUUUUUCCUGAUUGGUUUAAUGGUCGUAAGUGUCGUGGAUAUGUGGUUGAUGUUGCUUUCACAAAGACUGGCUAUAGAGCUUGGAACAAAGCUACUGAAAGAUUUAGAGCUCAUGUUGGAGAUAUAAAUAGCAACCACAACAAGUGUUUCAACAAGAUGCUUGAUUUGAUGAAUCAAUCACAGUCAAUACGCACUUCCUUUGAUAAAAAGUCCAAGAAAGAAAAAAGUGAGUCUCGGCGUCGCUUGAGUGCUUCAAUUGAUGUGACAAGAUUUCUCUUGAAAUUAGGAUUUUCAUUCCGUGGACAUGAUGAGAGUCGAUCUUCUUCAAAUAGAGGUAUUUUUCUUGAACUUUUGCAAUGGUAUGGAGAUAUUAAUGAAGAUGUUGGAAGCAUUAUUUUAGAAAAAGCUCCAAAAAAUGAAAUGAUGUGUUCUCCAAGUAUUCAAAAGGAUAUUGUUGAUUCUUGUGCUAAGGAAACAAUCAAAUCUAUUCUUGAAGAUUUAGAUGGGGAUUAUUUUGGGAUACUAGUCGAUGAAUCAAAGGAUGUAUCACACAAGGAGCAAAUGGCACUUGUUUUGAGAUAUGCUAACAAAGAAGGAGAAGUGAUAGAGCGAUUUAUUGGUAUUAUUCAUGUUAGUGAUACAUCUGCUUGUUCAUUAAAGGAAGCAAUAUACUCUUUUCUUUUAGAUCACUCAUUAAGUCCAUCCCAAAUACGUGGGCAAGGUUAUGAUGGAGAUAGCAAUAUGCAAGGACAUCUAAAUGGUCUUAAAACUUUGAUUUUGAAUGACACUCCAUCGGCAUAUUGCAUUCACUGUUUUGCCCACCAAUUGCAGUUAACACUAAUGGCUCUUGCAAAGAAGGAUUCAAAUGUAGAUGACUUUUUUUGUUUAGUUACUAAUGUGUUAAAUAUUGUUGGAGCAUCUUUUAAGCGCAGGGAUUUACUUCGGAAACACCAAGCUGAACAGUUAGAGGAGUUGCUUAUAUCAGGGGAAGUGCAUACUGGGCAAGGAUUAAAUCAAGAACGUGGGCUUCAGCGGCCAUGUGAUACUCGUUGGGGUUCUCAUUAUAGAACAUUAGAUAAUCUUAUUGUUCUAUUUCCAUCAGUUAUUCAUGUGUUUGAAUUUACUGGAUGCGAGUGUCCAAACUAUACUGAUAGACUUCUUGCUAAAACUCUUGUGGAUGCAAUUAAGAAAUAUGAUUUUGCCUUUAUGCUGCACUUGAUGUGGAAAGUUCUUAUGAUGACAAAUGAAUUGAACUCCUCAUUACAAAGGAUGGAUCAAAAUAUUGUCAAUGCUAUGGGAUUUCUUGCUCUUACAAAGCAAAGAUUACAAAAUAUGAGGGAUAAUGAAUUCGAAUCAUUAAUGGAUGAUGUCUCUUCUUUUUGUGAUAAACAUGAUAUAGUCAUUCCGGAGAUGGAUGCUAGCUACUUUCCUGGGAAGUCAAAGCGUAAAGCUCUUGAUGUUACAUAUUCUCAUCAUUUGCAUGUUGAAAUAUUUUAUGCUGUUAUUGAUUUGCAUCUUCAAGAGCUUAAUAAUCGUUUUGAUGCUGUGAGUACUGACUUACUUCUCGGUAUGGCUAGUUUGAAUCCAGUUAAUUCAUUUGGUAGUUUUGAUAAGGGAAAGAUAAUGAGGUUGGCUGAAUAUUAUAUGAAUGAGUUUGACAUCAACAAGCUUCAGGAUUUCAAUUUUCAGCUUGAUAGCUUUAUAGUUUAUGUUCGUGGUUCUGACAAGAGGUUCUUCAACUUGAAGGGAAUUAGUGAUCUUGCUAAAGUAUUGGUCAAGUCAGAUUUGCAUCAAAUUUGGCCACUUGUUUAUUUGUUUAUCAAGUUGACUCUUAUUCUUCCCGUUGCUACUGCUUCUGUGGAACAAUCUUUCUCAUCCAUGAAGUACAUUAAAAAUGAACUUCGUAAUAGUAUUGGUGAUGAAUUUUUGAAUGGUUGUUUAGUUUGCUAUGUAGAGCGUAAGAUAUUCGCAAAUCAAUUAGCACAUCAAGCACUAGCCAUUCAACUUGCAUCUGUAGUAGCAACUGUUGCAGUUGUAGGUGUUGCACAAGCAACUAAUCUGCCUGAGGAGAUUAAUGUGUUUGUGAACAUGAAUAAGGAGAUUCACUAUGUAAAUGUUAUUGUGACACCUUGUGUGAAUGUUACGUCCUUCAAGAUGGAUGUGUGCAUUUACACCAUACUCAAGACUGAGGAACAAUGUCAUAAUUUUAAUGAUGAUGACUCUCAACAACACUUGAAGAACUUCAUGGAGGUGCACAUUGCACAAGCAAGCUAA
Molecule: messenger RNA, 2553 nt
Organism: Solanum stenotomum
Lineage: Eukaryota; Viridiplantae; Streptophyta; Magnoliopsida; Solanales; Solanaceae
Exons: 3
Coding region: 1-2553 (850 amino acids)
Source: RefSeq, a predicted model, not a curated record